Molecule: messenger RNA, 2314 nt
Organism: Dermatophagoides farinae (American house dust mite)
Lineage: Eukaryota; Metazoa; Arthropoda; Arachnida; Sarcoptiformes; Pyroglyphidae
Source: RefSeq, a predicted model, not a curated record
UUUUUUCGAGUCAACAAUUUUUUUUUGAUCCAUUAAUCGUGACACAUCAAUAGCCCGAUAACAAAUCAAAUACAAAUCAACUGUGCUGAGUACGACCAACCAACCAACCUAUAGCAACCACAAUGGUGGCAAUAGUGUUUUCGAAUGUUUUAGUUGGCUGGACAAAUGAAUGAAAAAAAAACAUUCGAAUUUGAGAAAAAAAAAUCAUCAUCAAUUGUCGUCGUCGUCGUCAUCGUUCAAUGUCAAUCAAAACGGUAAUCAUAAUUCACUUUGAAAGGAAAACAAAACAUUUUUUUUUCUCGUUCGUUGGCAAAUAUUUAUGCAUCAUUGUCGUCGUGGUCCGAACUGGCUAAAACACUAAUUAUUCAAAUUGUUUCGUCCAUUUUUUUCCUCGUUCAUCAUCAUUCAUUUUAUUAUAUAUACCUAUAGUAUGGUUUUCACAUGUAAUUGAGAUGAACUAUCUGGCAAAUGAACAAACAAACAAACAAACACAGUGGUUUUUUUUUCUUUUUUAUUUCAUCAAUCAAUUUUUUUCUAAAUGAUCAUUCAAUACAAUUGAAGAGAUUGGUAUAAUGUGGAAAAAAUCAAUAUACACUGUGCUCAUUGAUGAUUAUAUCCAUGGUGAUAAUCAAAUCAAAUUAUCAUCAUUGAUAUUAAUCAACAUACAAACAUCAGCCACAAAUUUUUAAAUGUCAACAUUUGAGCAUAUCAACAGUCUAAUUUAUUUUUUUUUUUCUUGUUUAAAAUAGCAACCAGUGUGUUUGCCUGUGUGUGUGUGUGUGUAUGUGUGGAUAAGGUGUUUUGUUUUGUUUGAUUUUUAUCAAUUAUUUCUUGUGGAAAGUAUUAUAUCUCGUCGUGUAUUAUGUUCAGAUUUUUUUUUUGUUGUUGGAUAGUGAACUUUUUUUUUUUGAUUUUCAAUCAUCAUUUUAAAGAAAUGCCAACAACAACAGCAACCACAUGUGUGAUCUGAAUGAUGUGAAAUUUGAUACCAUACAUUGAAUGUUCAUGUAAUCAGUGGUUUUUUUUAUAAUUCUGAAUAACAUCUCGAAUUUCACAUUCGAAUAUUUUUGUGAUUUCAUCAAACAAGAACAAGCGUCAUCUUGACUAUUACUAAAAAAUACAUCGGGUGUUGUAUGGUGGUGGUGGUGGUGGUGGUAUUGAUUCUCUAUUGAUUUAUUGAAAAUUUAUACACUAACUCACUCUUAUCAUCAUUGCAUAUAUAUAUUUCUUAUAUUUCCAUUAUCCAAAAAUGAUAACAUCAUUGUCAUAUGAACAAAUGAAUGGAUGAUGAAUACUGCACAUUAACAAAUCAAUAGAAAGUUUUCGAUAUAGAUAGAUAGAUGGCAAGAAAUCAUCAUCAUACUUAAAUAUAUUCCAACAAUCAUCAAAUAGAUAAGAUUGUAAAUCAUCCAACAUUUACAAUCCACACACAUAGCAGACUACCAGUACGGUUGGGACCCAAAACAAUAUUAUUGCAAAGAACAAAGAAAAUCUGUUGAUUGGAUUGUUUGAAAAGAGCAAAAAAGAAAAUUAUUUGGCAAAAAAUUGACAAAAAAAAUCAAAUUUUCUAUUCAUUACAGUUCAUUCUGAUUUUAUAUAUAUAAUAACAUUUACAAAUUAACAAGAGUUGUUCAUUUGCAACGUAUAGAAAAAUGUCAAGAAUUAUUCCAAAUCAACAAUCAUCAAUUUUCAUCAUUAUUUCAUUGUUUUUGUUGUUGGCUUUAUCAUCAAUAACCGAAGCCAAACAAAAAGAUGGAAAAUUUGCCACAAUAUUGGAUGAAUAUCAUUCAACAAUUAAAUGUGUGAUAAAUAUUGCUGAAGAAACCAUUCCAGAAUUGGAUGAUUAUGUUGCAUGUUGUGGAUUUUGGGCCAUAAAUGAUUGGCUACAGAAUAAGGUAAGCGAAGAAUGUGAAGAAGAUAACGUGAAACAAGUACAACAUAUUAGUGGCCUGGUUGAACCACAAAUUCGUCAACAUUGUACAGCAUAUGAACGUGGAUCAUUCACAUGUCGAAUGUUGAUCAUAAUGCCAAUCGUGAUGGUCGUUUUGUUUAUAUUGUUUGUCAUUUCAUUCUGUAUUUGUGCACAUGUAUCGUUAUUUAAAUGGAUCCAAGUACGACGUAAAUAUCGUCGUGUUGUAAAUCUUAAUCUACAAUCUGAUGAACCAUUUGUAUCGGCAAAAAUGAUGAAUGAAAAAACCAAAGGCAAUGGACAGACAAUGAACAGCAGUAGCAAUGAUUAUGGUCAUCAUCAUCAUCAAUCAUCACGAUUUAAAAAUCAACCAUAGAAAAAAAAACGAAAAAAAUGCAUGUUUUA